Molecule: messenger RNA, 1650 nt
Organism: Beta vulgaris subsp. vulgaris (sugar beet)
Lineage: Eukaryota; Viridiplantae; Streptophyta; Magnoliopsida; Caryophyllales; Amaranthaceae
Product: two-component response regulator ARR9
Exons: 5
Coding region: 561-1361 (266 amino acids)
Biological process (GO): phosphorelay signal transduction system; cytokinin-activated signaling pathway
Source: RefSeq, a predicted model, not a curated record
UUCCUCUGUUCACCUCAUCUUUUGCCUCUCCCUAAUUUUUUUUUUCUUUUUUUUUUUGGUAAUAAUAUACAGAUUGUUAUGUGCUCAUAUUAAUAAACAAAAGUUUCCCACCUCCAAAUUCAGAAAAGCCCACAUUACAAUAAUUAUUAUAACUUUAAUUUAAUUUAAUUUUUUUUAUAUUUAAUUAUUGUGGGUUUUACUUGAUUUGUUUACUGUCAUUGAUAUGCUUAACCAUUAAUUCAAAAAACCCACUUGCACAAAAUACUCCUUAAUUGAGUAAAAUCCUGUACCCAAAUCUGGUCAGAUCUUGCUUUGUGGGAUUUUUGUUUUGGUGGGUCUUAUAUGAACAGAAAACCCAAUAUCCCUCUUUCUUCUAUUUCCUCUUCUUUUCUCCCUCAUUUUCUCAGAAAAAUUCAACAUUUUCAGCACCAACAAAAACAACAACAACAAAAAAGAAGAAGAGAGUAAAAAAGAGAGUAGAUUCAUUACAAUUUAUAAUAUACUUAUUAGAUCCAAGAAACUUUGAUUUAUUGAAGAGAAAUUAUUUGAUUGGUUCAAAAAUGGGGAUGGCAGCAGAACCAAAGUUUCAUGUUUUAGCUGUUGAUGAUAGCAUAAUAGAUAGAAAACUUAUUGAAAGACUUCUCAAGAGUUCAUCUUACCAAGUUACAACAGUUGAUUCUGGUAGUAAAGCUUUGGAGUUUUUGGGUUGGCAACCUUCAGUUUCACCAGAUAGUCAGCAGGUUUCUUUCUCUCCUCAAAAAAAGGAAGUAGAAGUGAAUCUUAUUAUCACAGACUAUUGUAUGCCUGAAAUGACUGGCUAUGAUUUACUAAAGAAAGUCAAGGAAUCCUCUUCACUGAGAAACAUACCAGUAGUUAUUAUGUCAUCUGAGAAUGUCCCUUCUAGAAUUACCAGAUGUUUGGAGGAAGGAGCAGAAGAAUUUUUCCUUAAACCAGUGCGUUUGUCAGAUGUAAAUAGCCUUAGACCCCAUAUGUUGAGAGCCAAAUAUGGGCAACAACAGCAAGACAUGCUUGAAGAUUGUCAGAUACCUGAGGUAAAACCCGCUCCUAAACCUCAACAACUACCACACCUACAACAACCGCAACCACAACCACAACCACAACCACCACCACAACAACAACAACAACAACAACAACAACAACCGCAACCACAGUCGCAACAAGAACAACAGCUAGAACAAUCGGAACAACAAACUGAUGAGCAACAACAAAAACAACAGGAACAACAGCAACAUCAACAAGUAAAUCAACAACAGAACAAUAGCAAAAGAAAGUCCAUGGAAGAUGGACUUUCACCAGAUAGAACAAGACCUAGAUACAAUGGUCUCACCACUGUGGUCUAAUUGGUGCUAUUUCAUUUUCUCUAUUGGGUAGUUUAAUCAACUAGAUUCCCUUCUUUUCUUUUCUUUUUUCCUUAUUUACCCCUUAAUUUUAUUAUAAUCAUCUUUUCUAUUUUAUUUUUCUUGUAUUGAUGAAAAUAUACCCUCAGAGGGUCUGUAUGUAGAGAUGACAAAGGAGAGAUGUAUAUUAUGAUGGGUUGGGGGGGACAGAAAGAGAGGUAUUGAUCAAUCUGAUGGAAAACCUGUAUACAUCUUACACUGAACAUAAAUGUAAUUUCCAAAUUUUGUUCUA